CUGGUUCCGUUGAUUCAACAGAGUUGUUGUUAUAGCGCAGAGUUUUGAUAUUUGACUGUGAAUAAAGCUGGUAUAACAGCUGACAGCAGAGAGAAAACCGAGCUGCACCUGAACGCAUCGCAGGGCGCCGCUGCCACGUCUCAGCAGCAGCGCAGCCGCAGCUCGGAGCUCCGCGUCCGGGCUGGAGCGCGGGGCUGGACCGGCUGGAUGGGAGGCGGGGGAGGCGCAGAGUGAGGAGGAGACCCGGAGGAGCGGAAAGGAGGACGACAGAGCCGCGCGCAUCCAUCGCCGCCCCAGCAGCCCGCCGGGCGGCCAUUGUUCCCUCAUUUUUCAGGAGCGACCCCCAUGCUGAGCCCGGGGAGGAUGGAGGAGUUCAUCACCGAGGAGGAGGAGCCCUGGUACGACCAGCAGGACCUGGAGCAGGACCUUCACCUGGCGGCGGAGCUGGGGAAGACUCUGCUGGAGAGGAACAAGGAGCUGGAGGACUCCCUGCAGCAGAUGUACAUCACCAAUGAGGAGCAGGUGCAGGAGAUCGAGUACCUGGUGAAGCAGCUGGACGUUCUGCGGGACAUGAACGAACAACACGCCAAAGUGUACGAGCAGCUGGACGGCACGGCCAGAGAGCUGGAGGGCACCAACCUGAGCCUGGUGACGGACAGCAAGGCCUCGCAGCAGAAGAUCGAGAGGCUCACCGUGACCAUCGAGGCGCUGCAGAACCAGGUGGAGUCUCUGUCUACACAGGCGGAGCAGCUUCGCUCCAUGGAGCAGCUCCGGGUCAAGAGGGAGAAGAGGGAGCGGCGCAAGACCAUCCACUCCUUCCCCUGCCUGAGGGAGCUGUGCACGGCGCCCAGGUACGAGGACGAGUUUGUGGUGGGAAGAGCUGAGAGCUUCACCGUGGAGGCCAAGCGGCAGCCGUUCCAGGAGGAGAACCAGCACCUGAGGGAGGCGGUGUCGGCCCUGCGGGCCGCGGUCCGGGCAGAGCGGGCUCAGCGGGAGGGGGUGGAGAAGGAGUGCAACCUGCUGGUGGCAGAGUUCUCCCGGCUGCAGACCCGAGUGCAGGACGCUGAGAGCUGCCAGGCGAGGGUUCGAGAGCUGGAGGGCGAGCUGCAGGAGCUCCAGCAGCUCCGCCGCGCCCGCACCUUCCUGAUGGGCGGUGAGGACGACGGCGUGGCGCUGACCCAGACCGUCCUCAGCAUCACCCCGGAAACAGACACCUUCCUGGAAGUGGGCGUCGGGGAAUCAGGGGGCGGCGUGAGGGAGGACGCCAAAGGGGGGGUAGGGGUGGGAGGGGAGGCUUUGCCAGAGUCCAACCCCGUCAGAAAGAGCUGCAGCGACACGGCGCUCAACGCCAUCGUGGCCCGGGACGCGUCCGGCCGCAGGAGGGGCAGCUACGCGCUCCACGCCAACAGCGUGAGGAAGAGGGGCAUGUCCAUCCUCAGGGAGGUGGACGAGCAGUACCACGCCCUGCUGGAGAAGUACGAGGAGCUGCUGGGCAAGUGCCGGCGUCACGAGGAGAGCCUGUGCCACGCCGGCGUGCAGACCUCCCGCCCCGUCUCCAGAGAUCCGUCCAUGAGAGACUGUGCCGCGGACCCCGCCCCGGCGCCUCCCCCCACACCGACCCAGUCUCCCUCCACCCCCGAGGCCUUGGAGAGCAUCGGCAGGCAGGUGGAGGCGGUGGACAAGCGGCUGGGCCAGAACACGCCGGAGUACAAGGCCCUCUUCAAGGAGAUCUUCUCUCGCAUCCAGAAGACCAAGAUGGACAUCAAAGCCACCAAAGCUGCCAAAGUCAGCAAAUCGGGAAAAUCGGGAAAAUCCAGCAAACACUGAGGGUCUGCAGGAGGUGAAGAAGCAGCCGGGGGGGGGCUCAGAUGAUCUGAAAAAGAGCACCACCCCACCAGAAGACCGUCAGACCGUCUUCACGAGGAGGAGGAGCUUCUUCACGGAGGACCUCCUGCUGUGGGCGCUGCUCCUCCAUGGUGCUAACCAUCUGCUGCAGCUUCAGCCGCCUCCUCACGUCUCCUGGAGAACCGCAGAAAUGAAAGCGUGACGUGGUUAUUUUCUGUUUGGGUCACUUCCUGUCACAGUCCUCCUGAGCGCCGCUCUCUACAGCGGUUUCUGUUUCUCCUCAUCGGGGAGCAGAGGCUGGAGGAGAACAUCCAGGAGAAGGAGCUGAGUUCUGAGGCGUUUAUCAUCAGACUGACCUCCCGACAGACACUGUGGAGGUUCUCUGCAAACGCGGAGAACCUGAACGUUUCGGUCUUCUCCAACUAUCAGGCUCACCUUCCUCACAGCUGCAGCAGCUUCUCCCUCCGUGUGUCUUUAACUAAACGUUUUAUACUCUUCAUCAUGAGAGGAAACCCUCAUCAUCCUCUGCAGGCUCUGCAGGAGCGUCUCACCCUCAGAUGGCGUUUCCGGUCAAACAGUGUGCCUGAAGGAUUUGAACCUUUGCAGUGCCUGUAUGUCAACGUUAAAAACAACUAUUUAUAUUGCUUCAUGCUUUUAUUUGGUUUAAAUCUGUUGAGUGUGAGUUCAUCAGCUACUUUGCCACAAACAUUUAAUACAUGUUAUUGUGUCCAUAAGCAUUAAUAAAGCAUUAAGGAAAUA
Oryzias latipes (Japanese medaka) is the source of this 2604-nucleotide messenger RNA. RefSeq names its product cerebellar degeneration-related protein 2-like. Lineage: Eukaryota; Metazoa; Chordata; Actinopteri; Beloniformes; Adrianichthyidae. The record is from RefSeq and is a predicted model, not a curated record.